UAACGGUUAGCCGCUCUAUCGGAUCCAAAACCACGAUUACCGACCCGAAAAUCUGUCGGAGAGAGCAUAUUGUCCAAUUUGGUGGAUUUUUUGAAAAAAAUUCUGUGACGGGAAAGUGUGAUUCAAAUUGAGGAGGAGAAAUUCGAACCCUAGGAAGGCGAUUUCCUGAUUUUGCGCUUGUCCGGCCACGUUUCGCAAAUUGCAAAAGAUGGGAUCGAUAUCAGGAAAGCCCUUAUCAUUCUGCCUCAAUGCCUCCGGAUUUCGUUUAUAUGCAACCUCGGACGUGCUAUUAUUCCGGCGGUGGUGAGCAUUCCUCCUUUUCCUUUCGUUCCCUUUCUGUUUUCAGCGGAAGGCGGUGGCUCCGUUGAAGCGGCGCUGCCAUCUCUCUAACGGUUCUCAGACGGAAGGCGGCGUCGCGAUGACAUCAUCUGGAGGAGGAGGAGGCCGAGAGGAUGGUGUGAAUUCGCUAUCGCAAGCCGUUUCAUCUUCAAUUCAGCCACACGAUGAUGAGCGCGACAUCGAGGCUGGCAAUGCCUGUGUUGCCGGCGACGAAGACUCUUUCUCAGAUCCUUUCGAUAUUGGGAGUACCAAAAAGGCGUCCUUCGAGGCUCUCAAACGAUGGAGGCAAGCUGCACUUGUUCUCAACGCUUCACGCCGAUUUCGCUAUACCUUGGACUUGAAAAAGGUAGAACAUAAAGAUCAGAGAAGAAGAAUGAUUAGAGCGCAUGCCCAAGUCAUAAGGGCUGCAAUGCUUUUCAAAUUGGCUGGUCAAAGGGCAAUUGUAUUGGGAACCUCAGCAACUCCUCCAGCUCCAAGUGGCGAUUAUGGAAUUGGGGUUGAGCAGUUAGUUUCAAUUACAAGGGAUCAUAAUCUUUCUGUCCUGCAACAAAGUGGAGGGGUCAAAGGCUUAGCAGAAAAGUUAAAAACAAAUCUCGACACUGGUAUCAUUGGGGAUGAAGAUGAAAUAUCAAAGCGGAGCAGUAUAUUUGGAUCAAACACAUAUCCUACCAAAAAAGGCCGCAGUUUUUGGAGGUUCCUCUGGGAGGCUUGGCAAGAUUUAACCCUCAUCAUCUUAAUAAUAGCUGCGGUUGCUUCAUUGGGGCUUGGAAUAAAAACAGAAGGUCUUUCAACAGGAUGGUACGAUGGUGGUAGCAUUUUUUUUGCUGUUUUUCUUGUUAUUUUUGUAACAGCAACAAGUGACUACCGUCAAUCUCUCCAGUUCCAAACCUUAAAUGAGGAAAAGAAAAAUAUCCAAGUCGAGGUUAUUAGAGGUGGCAGGCGUGAAAAGAUGUCAAUAUAUGGAUUAGUUGUUGGGGAUAUUGUACCUCUUAAGAUAGGUGAUCAGGUUCCUGCUGAUGGAAUCCUAGUAAGUGGUCAUUCCUUGUCCAUUGACGAAUCCAGCAUGACCGGAGAAAGCAAGCUUAUGCAAAAACAUUCAAAGUCACCUUUCUUGAUGGCUGGCUGCAAGGUAACUGGUGUUGGAAUAAAUACUGAAUGGGGGUUAUUAAUGGCAAGUAUAUCAGAGGAUACUGGUGAAGAGACCCCGUUGCAGGUGAGGUUGAACGGGGUUGCAACUUUUAUAGGCAUUGUGGGCCUUGCUGUGGCACUCACUGUACUAGUUGUUCUUUUGGUUAGAUUUUUCACCGGGACUACCAAAAAUCCUGACGGAACUUCCCAGUUUGUCAGUGGAAAGACUAGCAUUAGUGAAAUCGUUAAUGGUGUCAUACACAUCAUAACUGCUGCAGUUACCAUUGUUGUUGUUGCAGUCCCGGAAGGUCUCCCAUUGGCUGUUACUCUGACCUUAGCAUAUUCAAUGAAGAAAAUGAUGGCUGACAAGGCCUUGGUGCGUAGACUCUCUGCUUGUGAAACUAUGGGCUCUGCGACGACUAUAUGCAGUGAUAAGACAGGCACACUGACUCUGAAUCAGAUGGCUGUAGUUGAUGCCUUUGUGGGGAAAAAGAAGAUGGAUCCACCUGAAGAUGGAUCCCAGUUACACUCAGUUGUUUCAUCUUUAAUACAUGAGGGUAUAGCACUGAAUACAGCAGGCAGUGUUUUUUCAUCUAAGGAUGUCGGUGGAACAGAGGUUUCCGGAUCUCCUACAGAGAAGGCAAUUCUGACUUGGGGUGUUAAGUUAGGGAUGAAGUUUGAUGUUGUUAGUUCAGAAUGUGUAGUACUUCAUGUUUCUCCUUUCAACUCUACAAAAAAGCGAGGGGGUGCUGCAGUUAGAGGACUGAGUAACUCUCAAGUCCAUGCACAUUGGAAGGGAGCAGCAGAAAUCAUUUUAGAGUCAUGCACUUGGUACUACGAUUCAAAUGGUUGCUUGCAGUCCAUUGAGAAUGAGAAGGGUUUUUUCAAGGAGGCUAUUGAAGAUAUGGCAUCAAGAAGUUUGAGGUGUGUUGCAAUUGCCUAUAGAACUUGUGACGCAGAAAAGGUUCCAACAGAUGAAGAACAACUCUCACAAUGGGAUUUGCCUGAACAAGAUCUUGUUUUGCUUGCAAUUGUUGGCAUAAAGGAUCCUUGUCGCCCUGGAGUCAGAGAUGCAGUUAGACUCUGCACAGAUGCUGGUGUUAAGGUGCGCAUGGUUACCGGAGAUAAUAUUCAAACAGCUAAAGCAAUAGCUUUGGAGUGUGGGAUUUUAUCUCCUGAUGCAGAUAUUACUGGGGAUGAUGUAAUUGAAGGGAAGACAUUCCGUGAGUUGCCUGAAAAGGAGCGAGAAAAAGUUGCAAAGAGGAUUUCGGUCAUGGGAAGGUCAUCCCCUAGUGACAAGCUUUUACUUGUGCAAACACUGCGUAAACAAGGAGAAGUUGUUGCUGUUACUGGAGAUGGAACCAAUGAUGCUCCAGCACUACACGAGGCUGAUAUAGGUCUUGCUAUGGGCAUCCAAGGGACUGAAGUUGCAAAAGAAAGUUCAGACAUCAUCAUUCUUGACGAUAAUUUUGCUUCAGUAGUCAAGGUUGUACGUUGGGGUCGUUCUGUUUAUGCAAAUAUUCAGAAAUUCAUCCAGUUCCAGCUCACAGUCAAUGUUGCAGCUCUUGUUAUUAAUGUUAUAGCCGCAAUUUCAUCUGGAGACGUUCCUUUAAAUACAGUGCAGCUUCUUUGGGUGAAUCUUAUAAUGGAUACUCUGGGAGCAUUGGCACUGGCUACUGAACCUCCAACUGACCAUCUGAUGCAUAGACAUCCUGUUGGUCGAAGGGAGCCGUUGGUAACCAAUAUUAUGUGGAGGAACUUGAUUAUUCAGGCUUUCUACCAAAUUGGUGUCCUCCUGGUUAUAAACUUUUGUGGCAAGAGUCUUCUCAACUUGGAGCAGGAUGGAGCCGAACAUGCUAACAUGGUGAAGAAUACCUUAGUCUUCAAUACCUUCGUUCUCUGCCAAAUAUUCAAUGAGUUUAAUGCUAGAAAGCCCGAUCAAAUGGAUGUCUUUGAAGGCGUGACGAAAAACCCUCUCUUCGUUGGGAUUGUGGGAUCUACUUUUAUACUCCAGAUUGUGAUGAUUGAGUUCCUUGGAAAGUUCACUUCAACUGUCAGACUCAAUUUCAAACUUUGGUUGAUUUCCCUCGUCAUUGGGGUUUUGAGCUGGCCGCUUGCGAUGCUAGGCAAAAUGAUUCCAGUUCCCAAGACCCCAUUGGCAAAGGUGUUCAUCAAAUCCUAUCGCCGAUGCAUUGCAGCUCGUGAUACUCCUCAAUAGUUGGUGUAAUCGGUAAAGUUUGUUGCUUAUGUAUAUGGCCGUGACACUAGCUUAACUAUAUAGUUGGACUCCAAUACUAAAAAAAAGGACUGAAAAGACUAAAGAAAAUACACACUUUAUAUAGUGCGCCAACAUCUUCAAUAGGCAUUGCACAUCUAUACAUGUUUUCUGUUCUUUUUUCUUAAUGUAAAAAAACAUAAGCAUCAUAAGUGUAAAUGGAACGUUCUUUAUAACAAGAACAUGAUGGUAAAUCAUACGGAGUAUAAAAUAUGAGUAUCUUUUAGAUAGAAUAUUAAUUUCCAUCAUCUCCGAUGGAGCCAAAAUUUCACCAUUUUUUGGCUUUGGGGUGUGAUGGAAUAAAUCAAAAUGGAUCUCUAAACUGUCUGCGCUUCUUUAAUUAAUGAAGUAGCAGUUAGUCAAGCAAUGCAACUUUCGACGUUGAGCCGGGGGUCUCUUUGGAAACAGCCUCUCUACUUUCGAGUAGGGACUUUUGUGAGAUUUAACUGGGUU
Molecule: messenger RNA, 4195 nt
Organism: Cuscuta campestris
Lineage: Eukaryota; Viridiplantae; Streptophyta; Magnoliopsida; Solanales; Convolvulaceae
Source: the annotation of a GenBank genome assembly